CGCCCGGGGAGCGGCGGCAGAGGCGCGGCCGUCUGCAACAGCCCCGGAUGAGUCUGCUGGGCAAGCCGCUCAACUACCGCGCCAGCCGCCGCGACGCCCGCUACCGACGCCUGCAGAGCAAGGUCUACAACUUCCUGGAGCGGCCGCGCGGACUGCAGGCUAUCAUCUACCACAUGCUCGUUUUCUGCAUGGUCUUCACGUGCCUCGCCUUGAGCGUUUUCUCUACGAUACAAGAGUACGAAGAAGACGCCAGAGCCAUCCUUUUCUACAUGGAGUUCGUAGUCGUAAUUUGGUUUAGUAUAGAAUUUUGCCUGAGGCUGUGGUCCUCCGGUUGUAGAUCUAGGUACCAAGGCGCUAUUGGACGAUUAAAAUUCCUGAGGAGGCCUUUUUGCAUAAUAGACGUGACGACCAUCUUCGCAACGAUGGCCGUGCUGUGCGCGAGCGGGCCGGCGUUCGCGGCGUCGGCGCUGCGCGGCCUGCGCUUCUUCCAGAUACUCCGCAUGGUGCGCAUGGACCGCCGCGGCGGCACCUGGAAGCUCCUCGGUUCCGUCGUCUACGCUCAUCGGCAGGAGCUGAUAACGACACUCUACAUCGGUUUCCUGGGUCUAAUAUUCGCUUCGUUCCUCGUGUACCUCGCCGAGAAGGACGCCAAUCCCACGAGCUUCUCCAACUUCGCAGACGCCCUCUGGUGGGGUGUGAUCACGCUGUGCACCGUGGGAUACGGCGAUGCUGUGCCCAUCACGUGGCAGGGCAAGGUCAUCGCCUCCUUCUGCGCCCUCCUCGGCAUAUCCUUCUUCGCACUGCCUGCCGGCAUCCUGGGCUCGGGCUUCGCGCUCAAGGUGCAGCAGCAGCAGCGGCAGAAGCACAUGAUCCGCCGGCGGCAGCCCGCAGCCACCCUCAUCCAGAGCCUGUGGCGCUGCUACGCCGCCGACGAGCACUCCAUGUCGGUGGCCACGUGGAAGAUCCACCAGGUGCCGCUGCCCAGCCCGCCCUCUCGCGUCUCUUCCAGCUUCAAGCACAACGCGUCGUUCGUGUCGCGGCUGCCCACCAUCCGCCGCCACAAGAGCUCCUCGCUGCACUCCCCGUCGCUGGCCAAGACCGGUGGCGGCGGGGGCGGCAGCGGUGCGGGUGCGGCGGCGGGGGCGGCCGCAGGUGGCGCCGGCGCCGCUGCCAGCGGCACCCGCGGCUUUGCCGAGCUCAACGCGUCCUCGGAGAACCUCGACGAGGAGGAGGAGCAGCCGCGCUGCGUGCAGCUCACCAACCAGCACAAGGGCGCCAUACGCGCCAUCCGCAAGCUCAAGUAUUUCGUGGCUCGAAGAAAGUUUAGAGAAGCCCUGAAACCGUACGACGUUAAGGACGUCAUUGAGCAAUACUCGUCCGGGCACGCAGACCUCUUGAACAGGGUGAAAAAUCUGCACUUCAGGUUGGACCAAAUUCUCGGGAAGCAAGGUUCCAAGGCGAAAGAUGUAUAUGCAUCAAAAAUCAGUCUAGCAUCGAGAGUCGUUAAAGUUGAAAGACAGGUGGACGACAUCGAGAUGAAACUGGACCAGCUGAUCGAGAUGUACCUGGAGGACCGCAAGCGGCUCCUGGCGCUGCCGCUGCCCACGGACUCGGGCCCGCCCCCGCCGCCCGCCCCCGCGCCACCGCCCGCUCCGCCGCCUACACCCGCGCUCCGCCCCAAACCCAUUCUCAUCGACAAGCAGGCGUCGGAGCCCAACACGCCCAUCGCCAAGAGCUUCACCGACGUCACGGCGGUGGUGCGGACCAUGCAGCGCGGCCACUCCGACCUCAGCCACCGCAUCCGGAAGCGCGUCACCCUCAGCUCCAUUCCCUCACAGUAUAUGUCAUCUGCCUUGACUGUUGAACCAUAUACGCAUGAGGGAGAAGUUGUCAUUGUGGUACCUCCUCUUAAUCCAAAUGAAGAAGAUCAUGAAAUAGAUUUUGGCAGCCCAAAGACCACAGAAAGCACAACUCAUGUAAUAUAUACCCCUGAGUCCAUAAAAGAAGAUCUCCAAUACUCAUGGGAUGGUGGUGAUGAUUCAGUUGUAACGGAGAACACUGCACUGUUGAGGAGAGCAGCUGCCACUGAGAUCAUCAUAACCCCUAUCAGUCCAACAGCGUCCUCUGCAGAUCUCAGUCAUAUGGACAGCCAGGAAGAAAAGUGUACAGGAGAAUCAUCAACUAUUGCAGAUAUUCAUAAAAUGGACUUGCUAAAGCCAGAAGUAAUUACACUUUCUGAUGAACCAUAAGAACACUUUAUAUGAGAUUCUGGUAUAAAGCUGAUCAAAGAGACUUUUAAUUAUUAUGAAGAGACAAAUGUCCGAAAGACAUUGUGGAAGAGACUGCCAUUAUGUUUCAUUUGCAGUGAGUUUUCAUGUGUAUGUGACAGUUUUAAAUGAAGUGAGUGUUUUAAAGACAAAAAGAAAUGAAAUUACAAAAAUCAUCUUAUUAAUGGAUUGAGAAAGUGACAUUUUCUUUUAUUUUACAAAACAACGAAUUGUUGAUAUGGAGAAAUUUAUUUUUGUUAUUCCUUUAUUCCUCAUCUUCUAUGACUGUCAUAAUCCAUGGCUGUUUCAGUGAAGUGAAAUAAACUUUUCAUGAACUAAGACAUGGUUCCUGAAAUGACAUUAUUGAAAUAAAUAUAAUAAAAGAAGAAUUGUGCUAUGUUGAAUGAACUGAAAUUGAGAGUUUAAUGUACUAGUACUUUGGUGCUAUCCUCUGAAAUCUGUCACAAAUGUUUUGUGUUUCAUUGUCUUUUGUUGGAAACUGGCAUGACACAUGCUUUGUAAAAAGAACUCUUCUGUUUGAUUUGAAAUUUGUGUUCAGAAAUUUCUGACUGAUAUAAUUUUGAACAAAGCUUUCUUCCUGAUCAUGUUAAUGAUGAAACAAUAAGAAACAGUCAGUUCAAACUGAGAAACACCAAGUAUUUGUGAUAAUUUCUAGUUGUACAGUUAACUAGUGUACUAUAAAAUAAUAAUUUAUUACAUUUGAUACAACUUAGAACUAGAAAUUACAUCUGAAAAUGUCUGGAUAAUUCAAAAUAUUUCACAUUUUUUUAGAACUUCUCAGCUGUACAACACCUUAGAACAGAGGCAAACUUCAGAAACUAACUUCAUGAACCCAAAUAAGUUUGUGAGAAAAUUUCAUUCAUACAUAUCAGCCUAGAAUUCCAAUUAUUUGAAAAGGUGAACCAUUACUUGAAAUUGUUUCCAAAAGUGCUUUAAUUACAAUAUUAACAUUCCAUUUUCUAAAAUUAUUAUUAUUGAUGUAUAUUCUGAUAUGGUGAUAAUCCAUGUGUAAAGAAUGUUGACAUUCACAAUGGGCUGCAUCAGUUUGUUUUCAUUAAUAAAAAAUUUAAGCUUUGAAAAUGUAGUGCAAAACAUUAAGCAAUGCUGUAAGAGGUAGCCUUUUAUAAUUUUAAACAAAACAAAGCUUAUUAAGUUCAUGACAAAAACUGGGAAUA
This is a messenger RNA of Schistocerca cancellata (South American locust), 3463 nucleotides long. RefSeq names its product potassium voltage-gated channel subfamily KQT member 4 (gene KCNQ). Gene Ontology annotation, biological process: transmembrane transport; potassium ion transport. Gene Ontology annotation, cellular component: membrane. The transcript has 15 exons. The record is from RefSeq and is a predicted model, not a curated record. Gene Ontology annotation, molecular function: voltage-gated potassium channel activity. The coding region runs from base 48 to 2249 and encodes 733 amino acids. NCBI's taxonomy places the organism in Eukaryota, Metazoa, Arthropoda, Insecta, Orthoptera, Acrididae.